GCUGAAACCGCGAAGGAUCGCGAUAGAGCGAGGCGAGCGAGCGAGCGAGCGGGCGCGCGCGUGCCUUACGGCCUCUCGUGAACGUUUCACCGUUUCUCUCCGAAUGCCGCUCGUUCGCCGCGGAUCGCGGGACGAGAGGAUUCUACAUGUCCUACGUAAUCUGUCAAAUCGGCCGCGAUAUCUCGGAAGGCGGACGCGAGUGACGCGACAAGUGUAAGCGACUCGCGGAUAACGCGCCGCGCGCGAUAACGCCCCCGCGUUAACGUUAACGUCAACGAUGUCACGAGAGUGCGGUGAGCGCGACAGUGCGCGAAAACGCGCGGAUUUUUCGCGCGGACUUUGCGCGUGAUACGAUAAACGCGUGCCGCGAUUCGCAGCGACGUGGCGGAAUAACAUAAUCGCGGGCGAAUCACUUCGCGAUUUUUCCGAACGGCCGCCACGAUGUGCCUCCCGUCGCAAUCUUUACGACUAACCAGGCGGAACUUGCUUACGGGAUAUGAUGUCAGUGGAAUAAACGAAAGACGUGUGCGCCUUAUCGGCAGUUACCGUAUCGGUGCGCCUUAAAAAGCGCGCUGAAUCAUCACGCGGUAAAAUUGACGGUGCGCCGCGGUGCGUCGUUUACCUGCGCGAUUGGCUCUUACGCGGCAAGGUGUUGUUGCCGAGUUGCACAAUCGGGUACAAUAACGACGAAGGAGGAAAAAAAAAGAAAUCGGCUCCGCGCGCGCGGCGCGGCAAGAGUGUCUUCUGCCGCGAAAGUCGCGGCACCAUCGCGACUGACCGUGAUCCUCGGUGUUUAAAGAAGGUCACUGAAUCAACGACGACAGAGAGAUCAAAAGGAUCGAAGCGUCUAUUAAGACGCUUUGCUCUCUACCUCGCGUUAUACACACGGAAAAUCGUAACGGUGGGGAGGCAUUGCAGGCAGCGCGAGUUACUUGUCUCUCACUCAGUCGGUCGCUACGGCUCGCCACGGCUUUCACGACGGUCCGUUGGAUACCGAGGCGUAUCUUCUCUAACGUGAUUCCUUCUGCCAGUUAACCAAAGAAUACUGUGGUAAUUCCCGCGAAUAUUAUUUACUAAUUGAAUUAAAACGUGACGCUGUGUGCGCGAAGAACGCGACGAUGGGCUCGAAUCGAAGCGGGACUCGCAUCCCGGAACGGUGAACACUUACACGUGACGGACAGUGAUGAUCACGUACACGAUGAUCGAGCCACGCAGUGACAGGGUGACGGUCUGCUCACCCCAGACUCAGCACCAGUGCUAUCAAGUGAUACGUACCACCAGAGUGCACCAAAGUUCGCGAAGCUCGAGGAUGGUGACCGUUCAGGAGAAGGUCGUCAGAUCGCGUCUUCAGUUGGGUUACUCCACGCCGACGUCGUUCAUCAAUCGCUUCCCGACGAAGGUGGAGAGACCCUUGACGUCGCACAGCAGCACGGCCGCUAGCCAGAUCCACGGCAACAGCAUGCACGGCGCGUACUCGUCCGGCAGCCAGACGUCCCUGUCGACGACGUCGUACAUCACCGGCCAGUCCUACAUGCAGAAUCAGAAUUACGCGCACGGGCCUCCGUAUCCUGCCGCGGGUGUGCAGGUCUACUCGCACAACGCGACGGGCUACUCGCAGCCGCAGAGCUACGGCACCAUGGUGCAGGGAUUCGGCGGGCAACCACAGUCCGGCGGGUAUCAGCAGAGCCACCUUAAGAAGGGCUCGGUUCGCAACGGCGAUGUGCUCAAGCGGUGUCGACUGCAGACCGCAUACGAGCUGUCGCAGGAUCUACUUGACAAGCAGAUCGAGAUGCUGGAGCGGAAGUACGGCGGCGUGAAGGCGCGGAACGCGGCGUUGACGAUUCAACGCGCCUUUCGGAGGUACACGUUGCUGAAGAAGUUCGCGGCGAUCACGGCGAUGGCCAAGGCGGAGAAACGAUUGAGCAGGAAGCUUCAGGAAGCGGCGACCGAUCGCUCGGGCAACCUCAACGAUCACGAGAGAAUGGUUUAUCACAGCCAGAUAUACAUUCAGCAGGCGCAGUCCGCUAACAGACCGAUGCCGAUCCGAAGCAUGUCUCUCAGGGAGAGGCGGCACGUGGACAACUCGCAAUCGCCUAUACCGAGGAGUCAGAGCGGUAGAUGCGAGGUUCAGAUCAGCGGCCAUCAGCACACAAACCAUAAUUUGCAUCAGAGCGGUAGACACACGCCCUCAUUGGCGCCCAGCCCGUGCAACCGACAUCAGCAAUUACCACCGAGUCCCUGCUGGGAGUCGAGCUCCCAGGAGAGCGGCUCCAGUAUCCAUUACUACAAUCCACAGGAAGCCUUGUGCGGACUGAGACAAGAGACGCCGCCGAGAGACUUGCUGCGAACACCAUGUACAUCGCCGUCGACGCCGCACAAUCUACAGACGACUAUAUCGCAAAAUUGGAACAAUGCCAACCAGCUUGGUCCUGGCAGAACGAGAUGUUCCGCCAGUAAGAAGGUCCCGCCGGAGGUGCCGAAGAGAACGUCUUCCAUCUCCUCGAGGUCUAUGGAACCACGACACAAUGGUCUUAGUAAAAGCGUGGAGAACGGAAGUCUAAGCUCGGUGCAGAGUUCCGGCAGCGAUUCCACCAAUUGCGAGAGCUCCGAGGGCGAUGCUCAGAGAGGGUCGCCCGUCUGGAAGCACAAGGGGAUCUCGAGUUCGCCGGAACAUCAGGAAUGCGCGAGUCAUACCGGAGACACGGCGGCGAUGGCCGCUAACGUGAAGGAGCUCGGUCACUCACAUGCCAGCUCCGGCUACCAGCUUCCUCUGAUGGACCACACGGAGAGUCUCCCGCCUCAAACGAGCUACAAGGUGUCCGAAACAGUGAGGAAACGACAAUACAGGGUCGGCCUAAAUCUUUUCAAUAAGAAACCGGAAAGAGGGAUCAGUUACCUCAUCAGACGUGGAUUUUUGGAGAACAGUCCGCAAGGAGUCGCCAGAUUUUUAAUCAGUCGAAAGGGACUGUCCAAACAGAUGAUAGGAGAGUACCUCGGGAAUUUGCAGAACACUUUCAAUAUGGCAGUGCUUGAAUGUUUCUCUCAGGAGUUAGAUCUCUCCGGAAUGCAAGUGGAUGUCGCUUUACGAAAGUUUCAAGCCUACUUCAGAAUGCCUGGCGAGGCGCAAAAGAUCGAGCGGUUAAUGGAGGUCUUCAGUCAACGUUAUUGCCAAUGCAAUCACGACGUAAUAUCGAGGCUGCGGUCGGCAGAUACCGUUUUUGUCUUGGCCUUUGCUAUUAUCAUGCUUAAUACGGAUUUGCAUACACCCAAUCUAAAGCCCGAGCGCAGAAUGAGACUCGAGGAUUUCAUAAAGAAUCUACGAGGAAUUGAUGAUUGCGGCGACAUAGACCGGGAUAUCCUAGUUGGCAUUUACGAACGGGUGAAAGAUAACGAAUUCAAGCCCGGCUCCGAUCACGUGUCGCAAGUGAUGAAGGUCCAAGCGACUAUUGUUGGAAAGAAGCCAAACAUGGCGCUGCCGCAUAGAAGAUUGGUGUGUUACUGCAGGCUCUACGAGAUACCGGACAUCCACAAGAAGGAGAGACCCGGCGUACAUCAGAGAGAGGUUUUCCUCUUUAACGACCUGCUCGUCGUUACGAAGAUCCUGAGCAAGAAAAAGAACAGCGUAACUUACACUUUCAGGCAGAGCUUCACACUUUGCGGCAUGGUGGUUACUCUAUUCGAAGUUCCCCAUUAUCCAUACGGCAUAAGGCUCUCUCAGCGUGUCGACGGAAAAGUUCUAGUCACAUUUAACGCUCGAAACGAGCAUGACAGGUGUAAAUUUGUGGAAGAUCUUAGGGAGUCCAUCAGCGAGAUGGAUGAGAUGGAAACUUUGCGUAUCGAAACCGAAUUGGAAAGACAAAAGAGCAGUAGGGGCGCGCGGGGCGGUGCGGAAAACAGAGAUUCCGGCGUUGCCGAUGUGGAGAUAUGCCCUUGCCCCGGGACUUUUUCCGACAGAGCAGAAACAGUCGAUGUCGACACGCAAUUGAAACGUUCCGCCCUCAGUAAUUCCCUUUUGGACAUACACGAGCAGUUUGCCGGUGAGAAGCCACAGCGUCGUGGAAGCGUGGGUUCUCUAGAUAGCGGUAUGUCUAUUUCAUUUCAAUCAACUUCUGCCAGCUCGAUGAGCCAAGGCAUUAAGCAUCCAGGACAAGUUCAUCCUAUUCAUCCAGGGGCUACGAUCCCUGGUGUCGGUGGUAAGGGACUGGUUCAGCAGCCGUCUUUUUUAGGAGGUCUCUUCGCCAAACGAGAACGAAAACUAUCGCAAUCUGAAGAGUCCGGCCCUUACAGUCGUACCACGGAAGUAUAAUGUACUCUUCCAGUAACGUUAAACUGUACACUUUUUGUAUACCUGUUUUCUUCUAGUACGCUUCGUGUUUUUAAUAAGGAUUUAAAAAUGUCUCGCGUCGACGAGGAUUUUAAAUAUAUAGCAAUAAUUAUUCCCUAGUUUAUUCAUAUUAAUAAAAUUGCAAUUGUCAUUUCUCCUAUUUGGAGCUUCUCGUUACACGAUUUUUCUCUUAGAAAAAGAAAGCGAGUUAACACAAGCAGCAAGACUGCCGCGAACUGUUUCUAUUAGCGUACUAAUAGAGUAGUGUCAUUUUAUACGUACAUCACGAAGCGUGCUAAAGGAUUAGAGAGCUAACGACGACAGAUAACGUUAAUGACGUAAAGGAUUGGGCAGGAUCCAAUCGAGAAAUCACUUGGCGCAUUUAAAAAAGAAAAUUUUAACCUAUUCUCCCCUCCCGAAACUGUAUAGUAUUUAUUCAUGUAAAACAAAAAACUAAUGGACGCAUUUUUCAUACUGUAUUUAUAAUUUACGAGGACGCGAUAUUGAAUUGUGUGUAGAUAAUAUUAUUACAUUUUUUUUUUUGCUUAGUUUUUACAUCACAUAGACGAGCGUUAACGAAUAGAAUCUAAUGAAGAGAAAAUCGUGUAAGUCACAAAAAUUGUAAGAAUAUGAGAGAUACCUUAUCGAGAGUUUCUAAAUAGUAAUCGCUAUCAGCAAGUAUUAUCAUCAUCAUCGACUCGAGAAACUGUAAAUAGUAAGCGAUAGGCGUAUAUAACGACAUUCGAAACGAGUUGUCACGUGUAAACAAAAAAAUGCGUUAGCGUAAGGGAAACGAUAAGCAAUCUCUAUCGAUGUUAGGUGCAUGUUGAUGUCUAACGAUUUUUAUUAUCGGAAACGUGAAGUUUUUGAAUGUAGCAAUGAAAUAAGACUUAACGUAAGACAUAAAACGUGUUUGUCAUUAAUAGCGACCUAUUGAUAAUCAAUCACGAGAAGUAGUUUUUGCUUAUGUAUGUUGAAAUUUUGACUCGAAGUUGUUCACAUUUUCACUAAAAGGAGAAAAAGGAGGAGCGAAAAGAAAAAAAAAUCAUGUUAAAUAUAUCUACGAUUAAUUCGUUUCUCGUCUUCCGCGGCGAGAGAGUAGACGAUAGAUCUAAAAACGUCGAUAAUAAUACCGUCGUGAGAGUAUAAACACGUAAGCUAAGACACAUACGCGAGACGAA
Wasmannia auropunctata (little fire ant) is the source of this 5505-nucleotide messenger RNA. RefSeq names its product IQ motif and SEC7 domain-containing protein 2 (gene siz). NCBI's taxonomy places the organism in Eukaryota, Metazoa, Arthropoda, Insecta, Hymenoptera, Formicidae. Gene Ontology annotation, biological process: actin cytoskeleton organization; regulation of ARF protein signal transduction. Gene Ontology annotation, molecular function: guanyl-nucleotide exchange factor activity. The coding region runs from base 1184 to 4306 and encodes 1040 amino acids. The record is from RefSeq and is a predicted model, not a curated record. The transcript has 10 exons.